Messenger RNA from Siniperca chuatsi (mandarin fish), 2315 nucleotides. RefSeq names its product zinc-binding protein A33-like. Gene Ontology annotation, molecular function: zinc ion binding; protein binding. NCBI's taxonomy places the organism in Eukaryota, Metazoa, Chordata, Actinopteri, Centrarchiformes, Sinipercidae. The coding region runs from base 48 to 1388 and encodes 446 amino acids. The record is from RefSeq and is a predicted model, not a curated record. The transcript has 2 exons.
GGUAUAAGGCAGGGGAGGAGGAGCACCAUUGCGUCAUUUACAGAGAAAUGAAACUCUGCACAAACAUUAACAAAGUUAAACACAGUUCAGUUUGUCUAUUUGCGUACAAAGAGAAACAGCAGAGCAGAGCUCUCCAAGAAGAUAUGGCCACAGCCAGCCCUUUCCUGUCAGAGGAUCAGUUCCUGUGCUCCAUCUGUCUUGAUGUUUACACCGAGCCUGUUUCUAUUCCAUGUGGACACAACUUCUGCAAGGCCUGUAUCACCAGGCACUGGGAAGGCAAAGAGCAGUGUCACUGUCCACUGUGCAACGAGAAGCUCAACAAAGGGCUCAAACUUCGUGUCAACACUGGAUUCAGGGAGGUCGUGGAGAAUUUCAAGAAACAUCAUGCGAUAGCUGACAGUAAUUCCCCAGUCAAACCAGGACAGGUGCCAUGUGACUGCUGCCUUGGCAACAAGUUCAAAGCUUCUAAAACUUGUUUGGUGUGUUUGACCUCUUACUGUGAGACGCACUUAGAGCCUCAUAAGAGAGUCGACUCCUUAAAGAGACACAAACUGACUAAUCCUGUGCAGAACCUGGAUGACAAAAUAUGCAAGAAGCACUACAGGAUUUUAGAGCUCUUCUGCAGGAAUGACCUGACGCGUAUUUGUGUCCUGUGUACAGAACAUAGCGCUCAUGAUACAGUCCCUUUAGAAGAAGCGUAUGUUGACAAGAGGGCUCAGAUGGGAAAGAAAAAGGCAGAAGCACAGGAAAUCAAACAGAAGCGUGGCAAGAAGGCUCAGAAAACCAAGAGGAAAGGCAAAAAUGAAGCCAUGGCAAAUAGUGUGGUGUCUGAUCAGAUGCAAGCUCCUCACAUUUGGUGGUUUCCCAGUGAAGACCCACACCAAUUCAACAGAUGUUUCUAUGUCCCUGGAAACAUGGUCUUUUCUGAAGGGAAAUUCUACUAUGAGCUUCAGGCUGAAGCGAGGACCGGCUGGGAUUUAAGAGUAGUCAGGGAGUCAGUUUGUCGAAAGAGGACAUUCACACCUAACCCUAGGAAUCGAAACUGGAUCAUAAGAAAGGGGAAUGACACCAUCUGCAAGGCUCUAUAUGACGUCCCUGUCCACCUCUUCUUGACAAGGAAACCUGAGAGAGUCAUAGUGUUUGUAGACUAUGACAAUGGAUUGGUGUCCUUCUAUGAUGCAGACACAGAGACCCUGAUCUACUCUUUUACUGGCUGCAAAUUCAAUGAGAGAAUUUUCCUGUUCUUUAGCCCCAGUCCUACAGAGGAUGUUAACUUGGCACAGAGGCUACAAAAGAAGGUUCAGAAGAUGAAAAUAUGGUCACAACUUUCAGAUGCCUUCUACUGCUUUAUUUUCAUGGUCAUUCUGAUUUCGAUUUGGCAAAGUUAAACAUCACAUCAUCUUUUACGAGGGCAAAGUUGAAACAGAUUCUGAUGAAAUCUGAAUCUACUAAAAUCUGAUCAUAAGCCCAAUACCUGGAUGUUUUGGAAAACUGAGCCAUGCAUACAUCUUUACAGACCUGCAACUGGAAAUAAUGACUUUCUUCCUUUUGUAAAGGCUUUUUGAUAUUUUUUGGAGAUGAAGAUGCAUGUUUAUUUUGUAUCCGUAUUUCAGCAUGUAUUUUUGUACUCACACUGAUUAUAUACAAUUAACAAAAGCCUGUCAUGAAAUAAAAUAAAAAUAUGUUAUUGCUACAGAAGUGGCUGCAGAGGCAGGGAGGGUUAAAACCAGUAUCUCCUUCCAGUCACAAACUCAUCUGUCACUUAAUCAUGUUGAACAAAAUGAUAAAAGUUAAUGCAUAGUAGGUCUGUAAAUCACACAAAAUGCUUUAGAAGUUGUACCUCCUAAACAUCAACAUGUUAGCAUUGUCAUUGUGAGCAUGUUAACAUGCUGAAGUUAGCAUUUAGCUCAAAGUACCACUGUUCCUAAGUACAGCAUGGCUGUUUUGUGUAUAUUUUGUGCACAUCUUGCAUACAAAGGUGCCAAACUUACUUACUUACUAUACAAACUUACUUACUUACUAUAUAGCUGUGAAGCUUUUUUUUAUCAGUUCUUGUAUUCCCACUUUUGAAAUAGUACAUAGUAUCAGCCAGUGUAAUGUUAGUGUUUGCAUGCCACCAUCUUUAAAGCUGCAUCUUUCAAAUUAUUCUUAUGACAUAUGUUUUCUAUGCUAAUUUUGUUAUUUGGUGUUUUCAGAAUUUGAUAUACAAAAUAAAUUUACAUAAAGGUUUUGCUUUUCUGUGAAACAGGAUGGUAGUGUCAUUUCUGAAAUAAAUCAACCACUCUAAACAUUUUAGAGUAUGUACAGUACCUCAA